This is a messenger RNA of Folsomia candida, 920 nucleotides long. RefSeq lists its product as uncharacterized. The coding region runs from base 77 to 811 and encodes 244 amino acids. The record is from RefSeq and is a predicted model, not a curated record. The transcript has 4 exons. Lineage: Eukaryota; Metazoa; Arthropoda; Collembola; Entomobryomorpha; Isotomidae.
CGGACCUGAAACCGAGGGCAAUUUCGGUUUGGUCGUCCUAAAUAGGUGGGUGAACACCAGAGUGAAGUUCGCAAUCAUGACGGACGAUCUCGCAAAUGCGGCACUACGUGCAAUUUUUGACAGUGACGGAGAUGAUGGUCAAACAAAUUUCCGUGGAUGUCUGCCCUCUCUUAAAAAUGUUGGAGUCUUCAACGCUAAAAUGUUGCUCAUGCGUGGGAGAGGGGGCGACGGAUCGGCCGACGGAUCGGCUGGAACUUCUCAGAGGCCUUUACAAGCGAUGGAUAUUAGGAUUGGAAAAAAUGAUCUUGAUCCGCGAUACGAUAAGGAUUUUACCAACGUUACGGACGAUGGACGAAAAUUUAUGAGAGGAAAGUUGGAAUACAAGAGGCCGCUUGGGUGGAGUAGGAUCGCUUUUAAUGUUUUGGACAGGUAUGGAGACAAUGCUUGGUUAGGCUGUGGUACUACUAGGAAGACGCAUUGUGACGAAGUGCCAGGGGAAUGGGCAGUUUCCUAUCACGGAACUGAAAAGGACAGGGUUGGCUCAAUUGCUGAGAAUGGAUACCUUCUUUCCAAAGGAAAACGUUUCGUUUAUGGAUUUGGAAUUUAUUCCACGCCCGAAAUCAGGGUGGCAGAAUCAUACGCAAAAGGAUUUACUCAUGCAGGGGACAGGUAUAAAGUUUUGGUGCAAAAUCGUAUUAAUCCUGAAGCCGUGAAAAUUAUCCCGGACACAAAAACAGGUUUUGGAGAGUAUUGGGUCACUGAAAAAGAGGAGGAUAUUCAUCCGUAUGGGUUACUUUUAAAAAAAGUGUAAUAUUGUGGCAAUUAUAAUGUGAAAAUAAAAAUUGAAAUUUUGUCAAAUGAAAAAAUAAAUAUUGUGGCAUCUAUUUAGAUGUGGCGUCCACGUAGGACGCUGCAAUGAG